ACUUUUGUAAAUAAAAAAAUUGAUUCAAUUUAAUUCAAUGUGUUUUAUUGUUAUUGUUUUGUAAAGUAUGAUUUAAUCAAAAUAACAAAUAUGCAGAAACUUUCUCCCAGAAUUAGUAGUGUCUUUAAUUGUAUGUUAUUCCCUAAAUGCCAAAAGUCUACCAAAUCAAGUGAUAUUUUUGAUCGUAAUGCUAAACGCCGUCAAAGGGAAUCAUCAGCGCAAAAGGAUGAUUUCGCUGUCUAUCAAUAUGUAAAAGAAGAAUUCGGUUAUCGGAUGGCUGACAGAGUCUGGGAUAUCAAACGACUUUUCACCCAUGCAAUCGAACUCUCUUCCGGAAGUGGAUUUGUCACGCAAAAUUUAACUAGAGAAAUUGUUGAAAACGUUGUUCUCUGUGAUACUUCUCAUACCAAUCUUGAUCGCAUUAAAUGUCCUGAGGAAAUAUACUGCUCCAAGAUUUUAAUCGAUGAUGAACAUUUGCCUUUUAGAAACGAAUGUAGUGAUCUAGUUUUAUCAAACCUCUCUUUACAUUGGGUCAACAAGUUACCAGAAUUAUUCAGUGAAGUAAUUCGCUGUUUGAGAAACGAUGGAGUUUUCUUAGGAGCAAUUUUUGGAGGUCAAACGCUUUACGAGUUGAGGUGCUCAUUGCAAAUAGCUGAGAGCGAAAGACUUGGAGGAUUUUCACCUCAUAUAUCACCUUUUGUCGAACCCACUGAUAUUGGAUCUCUACUUAACAGAGCUGGUUUUAAUUUGAUAACCAUUGAUGUUGAGGAAAUGACAAUAAAUUAUCCGUCAAUAUUUGAAUUAAUGUUUGAUUUACAGGGAAUGGCAGAGAGUAGUGUUGCCUGGAAUCGACGACUACAUCUCAAUAGGGAUUGCUUGAUUGCUGCUGCAUCUAUUUAUAGGGAACUUUAUGCUGAUAAAUCUGGAAAUAUACCAGCGACCUUCCAAGUAAUUAAUUUUAUUGGAUGGAAACCUGAUCUAUCUCAACCUAAACCAGCUAAAAGAGGUUCUGCCAAUUUUUCCUUUAAAGAUAUUGAAAAUCUAAACUUGAAAGAACAAUAAAUAGCAAUUUUCGUUGGUUAAAAUCAAACUUGCAUCUCAUCUUCACACCUUUAUUGUUCCAUAUUCACAUUGUACAUCCUGCGAUUAAUUGAAAACGUAUUGCUUUAAACAAUAAACCUCUCACAAUCACUCCAA
Molecule: messenger RNA, 1197 nt
Organism: Tetranychus urticae (two-spotted spider mite)
Lineage: Eukaryota; Metazoa; Arthropoda; Arachnida; Trombidiformes; Tetranychidae
Product: arginine-hydroxylase NDUFAF5, mitochondrial
Biological process (GO): mitochondrial respiratory chain complex I assembly
Cellular component (GO): mitochondrion
Molecular function (GO): S-adenosylmethionine-dependent methyltransferase activity
Source: RefSeq, a predicted model, not a curated record